Cooperia oncophora is the source of this 705-nucleotide messenger RNA. NCBI's taxonomy places the organism in Eukaryota, Metazoa, Nematoda, Chromadorea, Rhabditida, Trichostrongylidae. The record is from the annotation of a GenBank genome assembly.
AUGGAGUUCAAGAAAAUUCGAGCUAACGGUGUCACUCAACGUGAACGACGUCAAGCUACUGAAGGCACUUGCACGUGCGAAGUAGGAAAUGCUUGUCCAGCCGGUCCUAAAGGUAUGCCUGGUCAACCCGGCCUGAAUGGUGACCCUGGUGCGCCUGGGGUUCCUGGAGAGAUCGGCAUCGUAGGAAUCGCUCGUGAUCAAAUCAAGAUAGUGCAGACAAGUAACUGCAGACAGUGUCCACCCGGACCAAAGGGUCAAACAGGAUAUAUGGGACCUCCAGGAGAGGCUGGUAAAAUGGGUGAAGAAGGUAUGCCAGGAGCACCAGGCCGCCCAGGAAGUCCAGGAAUGCAAGGAAUGCCAGGCGAAAAUGGACCAGAAGGGAAACCUGGAAACAUGGGAGAAGCUGGACCACCUGGAAACGAUGGUACAAGAGGCGAAAAGGGUGCUGCUGGACCGAAAGGACCAACUGGUGAAAUUGGACCAGCAGGGCCGCCAGGCUAUUCGGGACGUGAUGGUGGCAAUGGACCAAUGGGACCACCUGGAGAGCCUGGUGAGCCAGGAUCGCCCGGAAAUCCCGGUUUUCCUGGUCCAAUGGGACCUAGUGCCAAUGAGGGUGGACCUGGUGAGGAUGCAAACUACUGCAAAUGUCCAUCACGGAAACGUGUUGUUGCGGCGGUCAAGCGCACCAAGGCUACUGCUGCUUGA